UUUUCCAUUAUGUCAUAUUCUAUAAUGUAUCCUACAUACACCAUCACAUGUUGUAUAUGUAAGGUCGAUCGAGUCAGGACAACACGCAGUCCCGCACCAGUAAGCCUGUAUGCCACCUCGACAAUUACCGCGUCAACGCAUUACAUACACUGGCACAGCGGGGCGGCAGAGUUUAUUUUCUAGCUGCAUCGCCAGCGCUCCCUAUCGGUUGACCGCGGAAUCACUGUCGUUACGAAAUAGGUGAGACGGGCCUACGUUCCCGAGAUCAUAUGGACCAGCCGCUGUUUGUAGAAUGAAUUACCUGGAGAACGAGAGAAACACAGUGAAAUUUUAAAAUGGAAGAAGAGAAAAGGCCUCCGUAUUCUCCCGACAACUUCCGUCUGGGAGUCGAUUUGGAAAAGACCGCUGUGUACCAGCUGAGUUUUCUGGAAUCUGUCUACAAGACUCCGGCUCUGUCUUCGGAAGCUGUGCUAGAAAGAGCAAUAUGGCGGUACGAGCACCUGUGGCUCCCCCUAGCGGCUGAAUCACAGGACACCGGCGAACUGUUACCGGCUCCCAUUGACGUGGAAUGGGUGUGGCACUGUCACUUAUUGUCUCCCCUUGCUUACGAGAGGGAUUGCUUAGCGGUAGUUGGGAGGUUAGUGGACCACAAGCUGUUGACUCAGGAGGAAAGAAAAACCGGUCUGUUGAAAUCAAAGACCAUGUGGGAAAGCAAAUAUCCAGGUGAAGCCUUCGAUUAUCUUGAAUCCGAUGGAUUGAAUGAGAAACAAGCCGCAGCGGAUAUCGUUGGAUCAAAGAUCACCUACAAUAUAAGGGGUGCCAUUUUCAGACAGAAAGACUUCUACUACGAAGUAUCAUUGGCACAUUUCAAGGACGUGAAGUUCCUGGCCACUGCUCUGGACCGGUACAGACGUUUUCUGUAUCUUCGUCAGCAGUUUCCAUCGGUGUUUCUGGUGCCGUCUUACGACAUUGACCUGAUGUGGCACACACAUCAACUUCAUCCCAAACACUACCACACAGACACUUUACAACUUCUCGGUCGUAUCUUCAACCAUGACGACUCUGUAAAUGACAGAAGCCCUGGCUCCAAACUUAGCAUUGCGGAUGCAGAAACAAGGAACUUGUGGAAAGACACGUUUGAGGAGAACUUUACCAUGUACGGAGCAAUGUACAGGGGGUUCUCGCCGGCUGGGAAGCUCGCCGAUAUUCCUCCUGAAAACCUGACAGCGAUGGCGACGAAGAAAUGCCGCCUGACCAUAAAGAAUAUCGACGUUGAGGGUUUGGCCUCACCUGAUCCUCGUCUAAGGCUAAACAUCGCAAAAGUCGCCAGCGAGGCUGCUAAAGCCAAAGACCCCACAAUUCGGCCACAUGUUCAAAUUUCCAGUCUGAAGGAACACGGCAGUUCCUGGAGAGGAGAGAACUUAGUCAGUACCGUCUUCCAGACAAUGGACGAUGUCGGCUUGCACUUUUCGCUGUCCGAAAAGUUCGGAAACUUCUGCUUUCUUUCGAAAGAGGAAGUAGGUUAUGCGUUUGACAACAUCGCCUCUGACGUGGAAAGCUGUUUUCCGGACGGAGCGGAGACCACAAGAGCUCUCAGCUUGAAUUCAUCCGACGGCGUGAAACUUAAGUACCUGUUGAAAAUUGGACCUCCGAAGCUGGGACCUCUUGCAUUAACGGUAACGGCGGGGACAUACGAGAGCUGCAUCAUGCCCGAGAUGAUUGAGCAGAUGUGGGGUCCGAUCCCGCUAGCCCGUCUUCCACAGGGCACAGACAAUACCUGCGAAGUGGCAUCACACAGAUUGAUUAGCCACUUGGGUAAGGUAGAGUUUACCUGCCGGACAAUACACAGUCUCCCUUUGAUGAUGUCCGCCAUACAGGUGUUCUACCAAGACAAGAUGGCCGUCGUAGCUCACCUGAUCGGCACAGAUCAGCUUCCGCUGUCGUCACAGGUGUCAAAUAUUCCAGAGAAAUGUGUCUCCUUGACCCCAGGGGUAGGACAGAGAGCUAUUCUCAUCAAGAACAACACUGAGGACUGGGGGAUUCUUCUGGGAAGAUGGGUAGGGAUGAGGAAAGGCGUCCCUGGGACAAAAGGCACUCGAUACCAGGCCGGUCGGCGGGGUACACCUGGCAGUCCUGGUCGACUGAGGGUGAAGCUAUACAAGAUGUCCGACAAAAGUUGGCAGACUGUUGAGACGAAGUACGAUGAUUCUGACUACGACGUCGAGAUUAAUAAAAUGGAGGUCAACCUGAAGCAAGGUUUUAUUACGCUGAAGUCGCAGGAUAAAGACAUCGCGGAGAAUUUAGCUGUGGCGUUUAGCAUUGGGUUACUUCACGUCCUGUGUCAGCCUCGACCCAAGAACUGGAAGCCUGGAUACACACCCACCUCGACAUCGCGCGGAAACAGGAGCGUGCGGAGUAUCCCGUCAGAGGACAUGGUGCUGAUUCUGGCCGCAGGUUACAUCGCCUGUGCCCCCACAAACCAUUUUCUGUACUCAUCGCACCAGGCUCACGACUCGUGUGCUGGUUGCGUGGGAGUGGUUGGCGAUGGCGGCUUGAUUGAUGCCAGCGACAACAACAUCUUGGGCGACAACUACUCAGUAUGCGAUAUGGACUACGAAGCGGCGUACGGCGACGGCGAUUUUGGCGGCGAUGGUGAUGGAGGUGACGCCGGCGACGCCGGCUGUGGGGGUUGUGGUGGCUGUGGCGGUUGUGGUGGUGGAGGAUGUGGCGGAUCGGGAGGCACAGGAGGUUGUGGGGGCGGUGGAGAUGCAGGUGGGGGAGGUGGAUGCGUUGGAGGCGGUGGAGAUGGUGGAGGUGGCGGUGGUUGCGGAGGUGGCGGUGGUUGUGGAGGUGGCGGUGGUUGCGGAGGUGGCGGUGGUUGUGGAGGUGGCGGUGGUUGCGGUGGAGGUUGUGGUGGCUAA
Liolophura sinensis is the source of this 2921-nucleotide messenger RNA. RefSeq lists its product as uncharacterized. The coding region runs from base 336 to 2921 and encodes 861 amino acids. NCBI's taxonomy places the organism in Eukaryota, Metazoa, Mollusca, Polyplacophora, Chitonida, Chitonidae. The record is from RefSeq and is a predicted model, not a curated record. The transcript is spliced from 5 exons.